Leishmania mexicana MHOM/GT/2001/U1103 is the source of this 1389-nucleotide messenger RNA. Its product is annotated as putative serine carboxypeptidase (CBP1). The transcript has a single exon. The record is from RefSeq and is a predicted model, not a curated record. Gene Ontology annotation, molecular function: serine-type carboxypeptidase activity. Gene Ontology annotation, biological process: proteolysis. The coding region runs from base 1 to 1389 and encodes 462 amino acids. NCBI's taxonomy places the organism in Eukaryota, Euglenozoa, Kinetoplastea, Trypanosomatida, Trypanosomatidae.
AUGGCGUCUUCUCUAUCGACCACAGCGCUGCUAGUGGCGCUCCUCGUCGCGAUGGUGCCAUUGGCGUGCGUGCCCACCGUGCACGCGAGUACGCCACAUCACGGAUACGCGGGCUGCGACCCAUCGGUGGUGCAGUCGAGCGGCUAUAUCGACAUUCCCGGCGUCAACAACACGCUGAAGCAUUACUUCUACUGGCUGUUCGGCCCGCGUAAGUGGUCGAACGAUGGCCGAGAGCCGCCGGUGAUUAUGUGGAUGACGGGCGGCCCCGGGUGCAGCUCCACCAUGGCCUUGCUCACGGAGCUUGGCCCCUGUAUGAUGAAUGAGACGUCUGGUGAGCUCUACUACAACACUUACGGGUGGAACGACGAGGCCUACCUGCUGUUCGUGGACCAGCCGACCGGUGUGGGCUACUCGUAUGGCGAUAAGUUCAACUAUGUGCACAAUCAAAGCGAGGUUGCGGAGGACAUGUAUAACUUUCUGCAGCUGUUUGCGCGGCGCUUCACGUCGCCGUCGAUUAUCGGCACGAACGACUUCUACAUCAUUGGUGAGAGCUAUGCUGGGCACUAUGUUCCUGCAGUGAGCUACCGUAUCGUGAUGGGCAACGAGCGCGGUGACGGCCUGCACAUCAAUCUUAAGGGCAUCGCCGUCGGCAACGGCAUCACGGACCCGUACACGCAGCUCCCCUUCAACGCCGAAACCGCUUACUACUGGUGCAAGGAGAAGCUGGGGUUUCCCUGCGUUACGGAGAAGGCAUACGAGGAGAUGAUCUCGCUGCUGCCAGCUUGUUUGGAGAAGACGAAGAAGUGCAACGAGGGGCCCGACGACUCGGACGUGUCGUGCAGCGUGUCCACCGCGCUCUGGGCCCAGUACGUGGAUUACUACUAUGCAACCGGCCGCAACAGCUAUGAUAUCCGCAAGCAGUGUAUCGGCGACUUGUGCUACCCGAUGCAGAAUACUAUCGACUUUUACCAUAAGCCAAGCGUCCGAGCAUCGCUGGGCGUUAGCGCUGAGGCGCAGUGGUCGACGUGUAACAGUGAAGUCAGCGUGCUCUUCGAGAGGGACUACAUGCGCAACUUUAACUUUACCUUCCCACUCAUGUUGGAUCUGGGCAUUCGUGUGUUGAUCUACGCCGGUGAUAUGGACUUCAUAUGUAACUGGCUGGGCAACGAGGCGUGGGUCAAGGCACUGCAGUGGUUUGGUACGGACGGCUUCAAUUCUGCGCCAAAUGUGGAGUUCGCUGUCAGCGGUCGCUGGGCUGGUCUGGAGCGCAGUUACGGAGGCCUCAGCUUUGUGCGCAUCUACGAUGCUGGCCACAUGGUGCCGAUGGAUCAGCCGGAGGUGGCGUUGUUCAUGGUUCGCCGCUUCCUGCACGGCCAGAAUUUGGCGUAG